AUGCCACACAGGCUCAUCGGAAAUGGUGGCGACUCGCCCAAUGGCUCGGGCGGGAUGAUACCCUCCACCGCGCCGCCGUUCGCCAUGACGCGUUGGGUCGCGCAAACGCGACAGAACUACGUCUCGAUGACACCCUACAACUACACCGAUGGCACGAUUCACGGCUUCCAAGGGACACAUCAGCCGGCGAUAUGGAUGGGCGAAAGCGGGCAAGUUGUAGUCGUCCCCGGGUUGGGCGACGUGAAGAGCAGUUUCGAGGAUAGAGGGAUGGCCUUCAGGCAUGAAGACGAGGUGAUAACCGCGCACUACUAUUCUGUGGACCUGAAGGCGGAUGAGGGCAAUGUUCGUGCUGAGAUGACUGCAACUUCGCGGGUUGGCCACCUCAAGUUCACCUUCGAUUCAACUUCCCCUCCCUACAUCCUUAUCGAAGCGACGCGCGCUUCCAUUAUUGGCUCUGCGGAUCCGUCCAACGUCACCUAUCCUCUGGGUGAAGUCUCCAUCGACCCAUCCUCUCGCGAAAUCACGGGCUACAAUCCCGAACGCCAAGACUUCAUCAUCGGACCUAAUACCGAGACGGCGAAGGGCUUCAAGGGUUACUUCUGCGCAAGGUUCUCGGAACCUUUCUCGGCAUGGGGCAUCACGCAAAACGGGACAGCUCGUGAAGGUGCCACCCGCGAUGAAGGUGCACUUCUCAGCGCAUAUGCGGCGUUCCAAGAUGGGACUGCAACGGUAGAUGUCAGGGUUGGCGUGUCUUUUAUCUCCGUCGAGCAGGCGCGUCGGAACCUAGACAACGAAAUCAGUGACGAGACCGCCUUGGAAGAAACUGCGCGCAAGACGAAGGAUCAAUGGGCAGAGAAGCUCGAUAGGAUCAAAAUCGAGGGCGGAACCCAGGAAAACAAGACGGUGUUCUACACCGCGGUGUACCAUAGCUUGCAGUACCCUUACGAGCAAAGCGAAGAAGGAAGGUACUACUCAGGCUAUGAUGAUUCUGUGCAUGAAGGAGAGUCUUACACGGGCUACUCCAUCUGGGACACGUAUCGUGCGAUUUGGGCAUGGCAAAUGCUCCUAGCCCCGGAACGUAUCAAUGGAAUGGUGCAAAGCAUGCUACAUGACUACAAAGAAGGCGGCUGGCUCCCAAUGUGGAAGAAUAUCGUUGGCACUCAUGCGGAUUCGCUCAUCGCGGAGGCGGUCCUGAAGGGUUUCAAGGGCUUUGAUCUCGAUCUCGCAUGGGAAGCAGUGCUGAAGGAUGCCACGGUGCCACCGAACGUCGGCUACGAGGUUCGGGCAGGGUUGUCUUCGGUAUACAACACCAAUGGCUGGAUCGCCAACGAUGUUCACUCCGAGUCCGCUUCUAGAACGCUGGAUUAUUCUUACGAUGAUUUUGCGGUUGCUACUCUCGCUUCCUUGCUUAAUCGGACAGACGAUGCCGAUUUCUUCCUCAACCGCUCCCUCACCGCACCCUUCACGAUCUUCAACUCUAAUACCGGCUUUAUGGAAGCACGAAAUGCCGACGGAUCCUGGGCCGGCGACGAAGAAGGCUGGACAGAAGGCGACAAAUGGGCGUAUACAUUCGACGUAGUGCAUGACAUUUCAGCCCUCAUCGACAGGCUGGGUGGAAACGAGAGCUUCGUCAAUUUUUUGGACGAACAUUUCGAUGCGUGUCCGGUAUCUGACGGCAGAUCUCAGCCAUCGCACCACAUUCCAUACCUAUACGCCCUUGCGGGAGAUGCCUCUAAAUCUCAAGAGCGCGUCCGUGAAGUAGCGUCUUCCGACUACAACGCGACUGUGAACGGACUCUCAGGGAACGAGGACUGUGGCCAGAUGAGCGCGUGGUACAUCUUCAGCGCCUUGGGCUUCUACCCGGUCAACCCCGUUUCUGGAGAAUACGUCGUUGGAUCCCCUUUCUUCGACAAAAUUGUAAUCGAUCUGCCGAAUGCGGAUCAGCCGUUGACGAUCACCGCAGACGGUGCGGUGACGAAACCAUACGUGGAUGGCUUGGAGGUCAACCAUGUUCGAGUCCGCCAACCGAUUCUGAAGCAUGAACAGAUUGCGAGAGGAGGCGAUGUGUCGUUCACCAUGAGAAACACUCCCGUUCGCUGGCACUAA
Messenger RNA from Punctularia strigosozonata HHB-11173 SS5, 2106 nucleotides. RefSeq lists its product as uncharacterized. The record is from RefSeq and is a predicted model, not a curated record. Gene Ontology annotation, biological process: protein deglycosylation; glycoprotein catabolic process; carbohydrate metabolic process. NCBI's taxonomy places the organism in Eukaryota, Fungi, Basidiomycota, Agaricomycetes, Corticiales, Punctulariaceae. The transcript has 11 exons. Gene Ontology annotation, molecular function: carbohydrate binding; peptide-N4-(N-acetyl-beta-glucosaminyl)asparagine amidase activity. Gene Ontology annotation, cellular component: cytosol; nucleus. Bases 1 to 2106 code for a protein of 701 amino acids.